AUGGCCGCAAAAUGUGCUGCGGUGAUCGAAGACGAGUUUCCCGUGCCGGUCACUAUGCACUGUACUUCACCACGCUCAUCACCUGGAGAUGAGCAAUCAGCUAGUGGCUCUACGGAACUUAUUCAAAGGCCUUACAUUCGGAAAACUGACCCGAAGAUGCGACAAAUGACGCGGAGAACGUCCCAUACCCUGCUAUUCGUUCCAGAACAGAGGAGAAUAAGCAAUGUAUCCGGAAAUUCUGUCGCCAGCUGUCCUUGUCCGGAGCUUGGAGAAAAAGGCGAUCUGGCACCUUUGCCUCCCAGAUUUAGUCUGAAUCUCAGUCCCACUAAUUCUCGACGUAGAAGUGUUCAAACUGGGGCGCCAGCAAUUGGUUUUCGUCCACUGAAAAGUUUUGAACGACGGGCCAGCCAACCGACGCUGCAGCUCGAAGUUCAGGCAAAAAUCAUUGAGCCUUCGGAAGAGCCCGUUGAUAAGACGAAAAUGCUCACCAAGCGGGUUAGUUGGCUGUCGAUGAAAAGUCUUCAGGAAGGGGAAAAGUCGUCAGCGAGACGGACGAGCUCUCCGUCCAAAGGCGCUGAUUCCCGUUCAGCCAGUCAGUAUGGUAGUCAAAGUCAACUUUACGGAGAACAUGAUUUCGAUAGUGAUACUCCUCCUUUGGAUACUUUGAGUUGGAGUAAUGCAGGCAGUAAGUUCCUAGCCAAUGGUUUCCAAUGCCUUUUGAUUAAUAGUCGACCCAUUGAUCAGAAUUGUUUAUUUAUAAUUCAAAUUCUCUAUUCUUUAGAUGAGUACGACAACGUGACGCUGAUGUACGCAAAGCAUGAAAAAAUCCCUAUGAAAGAUUUUGGCUCCGAAAUUCGUGCAACUAUGGAUAUUGAUCACUUAUUGAACAAGGCUGUGCUUCUGCUUGACUUACAGGAGACAAGUCUUGAAGAGAUCUUUGCAAAGUGA
This is a messenger RNA of Strongylus vulgaris, 948 nucleotides long. Lineage: Eukaryota; Metazoa; Nematoda; Chromadorea; Rhabditida; Strongylidae. The record is from the annotation of a GenBank genome assembly.